Nematocida major is the source of this 1344-nucleotide messenger RNA. RefSeq names its product pescadillo. Gene Ontology annotation, cellular component: nucleolus; PeBoW complex. Lineage: Eukaryota; Fungi; Microsporidia. Gene Ontology annotation, molecular function: RNA binding. Gene Ontology annotation, biological process: maturation of LSU-rRNA from tricistronic rRNA transcript (SSU-rRNA, 5.8S rRNA, LSU-rRNA); ribosome biogenesis. The transcript has a single exon. The coding region runs from base 1 to 1344 and encodes 447 amino acids. The record is from RefSeq and is a predicted model, not a curated record.
AUGCCUCAGUACACGAACAUAAUAAAGAGGCGCACGCACGUGACAAGAGAGGAAGCUCUCAUAUGCUUGAGCGUGAACGGGGAGGAGUUUGACAGAUACUGUGUGCUCACGGACACGCACCCGUACAUCAACUCGAAGGACAAGCUCACCAAUAAGUCCACCCGGGUCCAGUACACGCUAACGGACAUCCACCGAAUUCGAGAGUCCGAGCCGUACAAGAAAAUGAAGAUGAAAAAAGAGAAUGCCAGAAAAAGAGACGUGUACGCCAGGAGAGGGCAGCUGUACAAGCUAGAGCACCUGCGAGAGGAGAAGAUAGACUACGGCAAGAUCCUGCUAAGCAAGUACCCGUCCUUUGAAGAUGUAUAUGAGGACCUGGGGGAGGCCUUGACUGUGCUUAUACUUGCAGAAAGGCUGAUCCGAAACAGGAGCAGGCUGCUGCGGGGCUUUGAAGUAAACAUAUACAAGAAGAUAUGUAGAGAGCUUUCUCUGUUCUAUCUGUACUUGAUGGCCGUGCAGCCAGAGUACAAAGUGUUUUUGUCGAAAGAGGGCAUAUACUACAGCACAGAAGUGUGCGGAAACGAAGUGUUUUGGAAGGAGGCGUACCCGCUUGCAGAUCCGGAGGAUGCGCUCGGAAUAAACUACAACGUGAUCGUGCAGACGGCAGAGUUUAACGCAUACCUUCUGGAGAAAGUCAACUUCAGGCUGUACAAGGCUCUUGGAGACGCCCACGUUGAGUGUUUGCGCGAGGUUCGUAGAAGGCACAGCGACGCCAAAGAGGGGGACGCGCCUCAGAAAGCAGAAAACACGGCAGAAGAGAAGGAUGGCGAGGAAGCGCCCGCUCGGUACAAAGCCCCUGUGCGGUCUCUGCAGUGCGAGGACGACACCAGAGAAGAGUUCGUCCGGGAAAUGGACACGGGCGAGUUCGGGGGCUUCAAUCUCUUGGACAUGCACCGGGAAAUGCCCGCAUGCAGCAGAGCGGGCCUGUUCAAAGGGAGCGUGUUUUACAUAUGCAGCAGCGUAGGGACUAUAAUGCACUCCAUUCGGAUGCUCGUUGUGUCGGGAGGAGGCCGGGUGGCGCGCACAGAAGAGGAGUCUACAAUAUACAUAUGCAAAACAGUGCCAAGCAACUUCCGGGUGGAAUACAACUAUGCACACCCACAAAUUGUGUACGACAGCUUGAACGCAAAUCUGCUGCAGGAUGUUUCCAAGUACAGGCCAGGGAAAGAAAUUGUGCCGCACGUUUGCCCGUACAAGAGCAUGCUAGACGUCACGGAUUUGGACACAUUCAAUCUGUCGCAGAGGAAGAGACAGGAAAUAGAGUCGCUCGUAAACCACAGAAAGUAA